AAAAAAAAAGAAACAGAAACAUUUUGUUUGUUUUGCCAUAUAGCAAACACAGCAGCGUGAUCCCAUUGAGUCUCUCAAAAGCGCAAUUUGUUUUUAUUUUUAUUUUGUCCCAAUUUCUUUCAUUCACUCACUCACUAACUCUCCACAGAAAUCCAACUCGUGACUUUCAAUUUUCAAUUCCCCAUCUCAUAGUCACUCUCAUUCUCUCUUCCAUUCAUUAGCACUCUCUGUUAGAUCUCUCUCCAUCGACGGAGCACAAGUAGGAAUUUGACAUGGAAUUGAAGAGGAACUGCGAGAAAGGGAAAGGGAAAGGGAAAGGGAGUGUCAGAAAGACAUAAUGAGGUUUUAUAUUUCCACGACGGGGAUUAAGAAAGUAACUAUCUCUAACUCCGGCGGAAGCGGCGGGGGAAAGGGAUCAACAGUGGCGGCGAGUCGGAGGUUUUUUAGCCGGACAGUUUUGCCGGUGGUGCUGUUGCUUGGCAUUAUUUUGCCCUUUCUUUUUGUCAGAAUCGCGUUUUUGGUCCUCGAAUCUGCGGCUGCUUGCAAUUCUUCAUUUGACUGUAUGGGAUGGAGGUUUUUCGGCGGGAGUGAUACAUCUCUGAAGAUGAAAGAAGAGCUGACAAGAGCUUUGUUGGAGGCAAAAGAUGGUGACAUUAAUGAUAAUGGAAGAGAUGAUUCAAUUGAAUCAUUUAAUGAGCUUGUGAAAGAAAUAACGUCUAAACGGCAAGACAUAAAGGCUUUUGCUGUCAGGACCAAGGCCAUGCUAUCAAAAAUGGAGCACAAGGUGCAAUCAGCCAGACAGCGUGAAUUGGUUUACUGGCAUUUAGCUUCACAUGGUAUUCCAAAGAGCCUACAUUGCCUUUGUCUAAAAUUGGCUGAGGAAUAUGCCAUAAAUGCCAUAGCCCGAUCUCGUUUACCUCCACCUGAAUAUGUUUAUCGUCUGGCAGACCCUUCCUUUCAUCAUGUUAUUCUCAUAACUGAUAAUGUUCUUGCUGCCUCAGUUGUCAUAUCGUCUACUGUCCAAAACUCAGCCAGCCCUGAAAAAUUGGUGUUCCACAUAAUUACUGACAAGAAAACUUACACCUCGAUGCAUGCAUGGUUUGCUAUCAAUCCUAUUAAAUCAGUAGUUGUUGAAAUUAAGGGAUUGCACCAAUAUGACUGGUCCCAGGAAGUGAAUCUUGGAGUUAGGGAGAUGUUAGAGAUUCAUCGCAUUAUUUGGAGCCAUUACUACACCAAUAUGAAAGAAGAUCUUCUACAUGAGGGAAAGCAUAGAAGUCUUGAGGCUUUAAAUCCUAGCUGUCUUUCCCUUCUGAAUCAUCUCCGAAUUUAUAUUCCUGAGCUUUUUCCCGGUCUCAACAAGAUAGUUUUCUUGGAUGACGAUGUAGUGGUGCAACAUGACAUAUCAUCUUUGUGGGAAUUGGAUCUCAACCAGAAAGUUGUUGGUGCUGUUGUUGACUCAUGGUGUGGCGAAAACUGCUGCCCAGGAAGAAGAUAUAAAGAUUAUUUGAAUUUUUCUCACUCAAUAAUUUCUUCCAACUUUGACCCUGAACGUUGUGCUUGGCUCUAUGGCAUGAAUGUCUUUGAUCUUGACACUUGGAGGAGAGCUAAUAUCACAACAAAUUACCACAAAUGGUUGAAACAUAACCUCAAAUCUGGAUUAGAAUUGUGGCGACCAGGGGCACUUCCAGCAGCCUUACUUGCUUUUGAGGGUCAUGUGCAUCCUAUCGACCCUUCAUGGCAUCUGGCUGGACUAGGUCAUAGACCUCCAGAAGUUCAAAGAGAGACAUUAGAAGCUGCUGCCGUUUUACAUUUCAGUGGCCCUGCAAAGCCCUGGCUUGAGAUUGGGUUCUCAGAGGUACAAAGCUUAUGGAAUAGACAUGUAAAUUUUUCGAACGAGUUUAUUAGGAAAUGUAGAAUUAUUGGGUGAAGAGGACGAAGUGCUCUCACCUGCCCAUAUUCAUCUUAAAAUCAAACCAGUGACAUAGUAUGAAAGCAGAGGGAAGAAGGUUUUGCCUUCAGCCUCUGCUCACACUGAGCUCUGAACAAUAUGAUAUUUGUUGUUUCCUGUCCAUAAUACAAAAUAGUCGAAAGUACCACGCUGCACACAGUAGGUCAGGAUCUUCAAUCUCGAAGAGAGAAUGAUCAUGGAUGUACCUUUUCUAGCAUUGUAUAUUAAUUUUAGCCAGAUGAUUGAAAUUAGUUAAUCUAUUAUUAUUAUUAUUAUUAUUA
Molecule: messenger RNA, 2229 nt
Organism: Jatropha curcas
Lineage: Eukaryota; Viridiplantae; Streptophyta; Magnoliopsida; Malpighiales; Euphorbiaceae
Gene: GAUT15
Product: galacturonosyltransferase 15
Molecular function (GO): polygalacturonate 4-alpha-galacturonosyltransferase activity
Source: RefSeq, a predicted model, not a curated record